AUGUUAUUCCGAUUACGGAUACUACUCAAACUCGGCUUCUUUCUCGACUUGAAUAGUGGGCAUAUUUUUGAUGUUGUGGCUAGAAAUGAAUCAAAAGAUGCUGCCUCUCCUCCUACUUGGAACGGUUUUUCCGUACCGAGAGACGGACCUAGCUUUCGACCUAUUACCAAUCUAGGAAAGGUAAAGCCGUUGAAGGCUGGUCAAGAUAAUAUGGGGGUUAGCUCGAGCCGAGUGCUUGCUAUGAGGGCGGUUGGAGAGGAUCCGGUUGGCCGGGGUGGGCUAGACGGUCCAUGUGUUGCGGCUGUCGAGCAUAAAUGGUAG
Messenger RNA from Dovyalis caffra, 321 nucleotides. The record is from the annotation of a GenBank genome assembly. NCBI's taxonomy places the organism in Eukaryota, Viridiplantae, Streptophyta, Magnoliopsida, Malpighiales, Salicaceae.